This is a messenger RNA of Nematostella vectensis (starlet sea anemone), 2686 nucleotides long. Its product is annotated as synaptotagmin-1-like. The record is from RefSeq and is a predicted model, not a curated record. Bases 338 to 1582 code for a protein of 414 amino acids. Lineage: Eukaryota; Metazoa; Cnidaria; Anthozoa; Actiniaria; Edwardsiidae. Gene Ontology annotation, biological process: regulation of calcium ion-dependent exocytosis; synaptic vesicle endocytosis; calcium ion-regulated exocytosis of neurotransmitter. Gene Ontology annotation, molecular function: calcium-dependent phospholipid binding; calcium ion binding; clathrin binding. Gene Ontology annotation, cellular component: membrane. The transcript has 7 exons.
GUGUUUGUACAGUGGAAGAUAUGAUCUUGGCGAAGUUUCCGCUCACCUCCAUACAAAGCUUGAACCAAUUCCUCUUCAAGAACUAUAUGCGAAAAGGGUAGUUCGUUAACUGGAAUUUUCAAGAGAUUCUUUUCUGUAACUUAGCUCUUUAACUCUGUGAUUGCAAAAGUGAAGAGAAAUAUGAAUUCCUCGUGUUGAAGACGACAAAGAAUUUUCUAGACUUGAUCAGGUCGCUCUUAUCGAGUCAAGAAUUUGCAAGAUCACGAUAGAUGUGGCAUAGCAGAUGUUUAUGAUGGAAAGUAGAGUGCUUACAUAAGAAGCAUCAUUCUGGGGCAUUAUGGGUAAUCCACUAUUGGACAAGACCCAUGGAGGAGUGGGUGGGGGGCAGGAUUUGCUGAAUAGAAAGCAGGAGAUGCCAGUGAGUCAGAACGACCCCGUGGCCAAGAUCCAAGGUCCAACCCCCACGCCCAGCGCCACGCCAGUCACAAAUCCAAGUAUCUUAGGACAAAUCCCGAUAUGGAUUAUCGCUGUGGUUGGAAUCGGCGCCGCAGUGAUUGUCAUCUUUUGUAUCUACUGCUGCUGUUGUCGGAAAUGCGGCAAGAAGAAGAAGAAAGAUGACAAGAGAGGAGGGAAGGAGAGAGUGGACUUCCGGGCGGUGCAGAUUGGGGCGAGUUAUCAGGAAAAGGUGCAGCCUUCCAUGGAUGAGCUCGACUACAACAGCGAGGAUUACCACUCUGAUCUUAGCUCUGGCGUCAAAAUAGGCCGUAUAAACUUCACUCUGGACUACAGUUUUACCGACAACACUCUGACAGUUGGAAUCAUUAGAGCUGAGGACAUCCCGGCCAAAGAUUUCAGCGGGUCCUCGGACCCAUACGUGAAAAUUAUGCUUCUUCCAGAUAAAAAGAAGAAAUACGAGACGAAGGUUCAUCGCAAGACAUUGAACCCCGUUUUUAACGAGCAAUUCGUUUUCAAGAACAUUCCAUAUAGCGAGAUUACGAAUCGUAUCCUACUCAUGGAGUUGUUUGACUUUGAUCGGUUUUCCCGCCAUGAUCUGAUCGGCGAGGCGAGGCUACCGCUGAUUGACGUGGACUUGGCGUCCAAUAUCAACGAAUGGAGGGUGCUGACGCCUCCCUCAGGGUCUGGGGGUGCUGGACACUCUAAAUCUGACCUGGGUGAUAUCUGCUUCUCUCUUCGAUACGUGCCUUCCUCGGGGAAACUUCAAAUCACUAUAGUAGAAGCCAAGAGUUUAAAAAGCAUGGAUCUAACUGGUUACUCUGAUCCGUACGUCAAGAUCGCCUUAGUUCAAGAAGGCCGCAAAAUCAAGAAAAAGAAAACAACUGUAAAGAAGCGAACUCUUAACCCAUACUACAAUGAAACGUUUACCUUUACGGUUGCAUUCGAGAAGAUCGAGCAAACCUCACUCAUUAUCUCCGUUCUGGAUUACGACCGCGUCGGGAAGAGUGAGAUGAUAGGAAAGUGUGUGGUGGGGGAGCUGUCUAGUGGCGCGGACCUGAGGCACUGGGCCGACAUGCUUGCGUCACCAAGGCGAUCCGUGGCGCAGUGGCAUACACUGCAUAACUAGGGCAAGGUAUAUAGUAUACCCUCCAUAAAGUGAACACAAUCGACUCUAUUAUUACUAACGUCACAUGGCUCACACUGCAUAACUAGGGCAAGGUAUAUAGUAUACCCUUUAUAAAGUUAACACAAUCGAUUACAUUAUUACUAGUGUCACCAUAACCAUCCGUAACACAGUGAUACACACUGAAUAAAAGGGCAAAGGAUGGAGAAAAGAUAUUGUUGUUUAUAAAAAAAAAACAUUAUAAAAGUUAACCCAAACAUAAUAAUUAUCAAUCACCGAGACUGUGUUAUUAGGGCAAGAAAAAUAAAUCAGUAUAACGAUUUUUAUAGCCCAAACCCCAAAAUGUGAUUGAGAGCAAUUUGCAAGGAAGAUCACACUGCAUAGUCAGGGCAAGGGAUAGAGAUCUGUUUAUUACUGUUUAUAAACUAACCUCUAUAAAGUGAACUAUAUAGCACACGCAACUUAACAGGGGGAUUCGAAUUCAAUUGUUUACCCCUAUAAAGUGCAGAAACAAGCGACAUAAAAUGUCACACUGCAUAAGUAGUUCGAAUAGUAAAUAUUUAGAUAAUCAAUAUGUUAAUGAUAAUAGUAUCAUUAAGGAAACCAAGGUUACGAUACCCAUGGUUCAUUGCGUUGGUGGACAUCUUUGAAACCAUAGAAAUGAGAGAAAGGAGAAGACGUAUCCUCUCUUCUUUAUCUUCUCUCCCGUCCCCGUCCCCCUCCCCCUUCCCCCGCCCCCUUCCCCCUCCCCCUUCGCCUUCCUUGUUCCACCUCGUUCUCAUGCCAGAGACCUCGACGCCCUGGGUUUCCGAGGAUGGGCAAGAUGCGUAUUUCAACGUAUCUGCCUUUUGAAUUUUUAUUUGGUUUUGUACUCGCUCAUCUCCCGCCCGUCGCCGUGUAUCUUAAGGUCUCUGAUAUUCCUCCAAGGGUAAUGUGACGUAGAACAAUUUAAAGAAGGAAAAACAGAAAUUUAUUCGCACUUACGCAUCCCUAUAAAAAUACGUACGUAGAACGUAACACGAAUGUAAAUUUUAUUUGUAAGCAAACUCUUCAACCUUAUUGUACGUGUAAUGAUUAUUACAAGAAAAUAAAAACAAGUAAGGGAUA